AUGCUUUCUGUCACUUUACAGGAUAUUCCUUCGUUAGCUGUUGAAGCUGCAAAAGAACACCCUGAUGUGUCAUAUAUCGUUACUGCAAAAGAAUUGUGCCUUGAUAAAGCCGCUGUAGUGUCAGAUGCUGAGAGCAAAAGUGAGGAAUUGUCCAAUCCAUGGAGGCUUUGCACUGUAACACAGGUGGAAGAAUUGAAGAUUGUGAUCUGCAUGUUUCCAAUCUGGGCUACUGGAAUUGUCUUUUCUGCUGUUUAUGCCCAGAUGUGUACAAUGUUUGUGGAGCAAGGAAUGAUGAUGGACACAAGCAUUGGUUCUUUCACCAUUCCCGCAGCCUCUCUCUCAUCCUUUGAUGUCAUCAGUUUUAUUUUUUGGGUCCCCAUGUAUGAUAGGGUAAUUAUUCCAAUUGCAAGGAAAUUUUUUGCCAAGGAGCGAGAUUGUAUGACAAGGUUUAUAUUAUGA
Molecule: messenger RNA, 459 nt
Organism: Quercus lobata
Lineage: Eukaryota; Viridiplantae; Streptophyta; Magnoliopsida; Fagales; Fagaceae
Product: protein NRT1/ PTR FAMILY 8.3-like
Exons: 2
Coding region: 1-459 (152 amino acids)
Biological process (GO): transmembrane transport
Cellular component (GO): membrane
Molecular function (GO): transmembrane transporter activity
Source: RefSeq, a predicted model, not a curated record